This is a messenger RNA of Anopheles funestus (African malaria mosquito), 1929 nucleotides long. RefSeq lists its product as uncharacterized. NCBI's taxonomy places the organism in Eukaryota, Metazoa, Arthropoda, Insecta, Diptera, Culicidae. The record is from RefSeq and is a predicted model, not a curated record. The coding region runs from base 299 to 1726 and encodes 475 amino acids. The transcript is spliced from 2 exons.
CGGCCGCCUCUCUGUCUCUUAUUUACCUGAAAUGAGGAAAAAAAUAAAGAGAAAAAAACAACUUUUUAGAGCUAAAUUUUUAAAUGGAAAUUAUUUUGAAAAAAAGAAAAAAAAGCAAACAUGGCAAUUAGCGUUUCACAUUUUUCACAUCAAGCAGUCAUUGGUUAACUAAAAACAUUUUUGUUCAGUUUAGUUUUUGCUUCGUGUGGAUUGUGUCAAAUUUCUCCAAAUUUUUAUUCCACGAAAUUCGUAGCCAUUUUUCUUUUCGCCAUCUCCCUAACACCAAAUUUCUGUACCGAUGGCGUACAUUUUUCUGUUUGAAGUUAUCGUCGAUGAUUUGCAGCUAUUUUCGGACGUACAAAAUUCAAGUACCGUGGAACAGGAUGAUACCGGUACGGGACGAAAAGAGCUCUGCGUUCGCUUGCAGCUAUCCAACCUGGUACGGUGUGAAGUUUGUGAGAAAGAUUUCGGUUCCACGCUAAACAUGGAGGUACGCAAAACUGGAGAAAAUUGUCUAUUCGCAUACAACCCGUCGAUGGAACUGGAACGGGAACUUGAACUGCAAGUUUCAGCUCACGAAAAGGUUGCGGAUGGGACGAAAAAACUAAUCGGCAGCUGGAAAGAACCGAGCCAAGAAAUGUUGGUUGGACUUGCUAAAGCUUACGACCUUCAGAAUGUCUCAACAUCGGUUGAGGAAAGCUCAAAAGAAUCGCUCUUAUCACGUGAAGUGGAGCCUGUCACACAACGCAACAACAAACCAGUUUCCAACACCUUCAAGGUAUUGUAUCCACUCGUAAAGGAAGCGGAAACUACGGUCGUUGGAGUGGUUAUACUCACGAUCCGAAUAUCUUGCCUCGGUUCUGCCAUUAAUCAAAAAGUGCUGUUCGGUGGGCAAGAUCUACAGCAACAGCCCGUCACGUGCUACAAGAUGGAGAACGAACCUAUCGUACAGUGUGUGACGAUGGGGGACCAAGAUGGGCCAGAAUUGGUCGGUCCUAAGGGUAGUCUUGCUAGUAUUGUGGGGACGGAAAUAGUGCCGGAAGUACAGCCGUAUGAUGAGUAUGCCGCAGAGUUGAACGGAAAUGCCAUAUGCAUUCGUGUGGAGAAGGAUGCCAAUAUUGCCGUUAGCAUUGAUGGCGAGGAAAGCAACGAAUGUACGAAAGGAUGUUGGGCUUCUCUCACACUCCCGGAUGGAGUAUACGCUUUGAAGGAAGAAUAUAUCCCCCAACAAGCAAAUGGGUGUCGACUACCCGUCAUUCGUGGUACCCUCAAAUAUCCAGCCUAUCACUGGUCUGGGGAUUUUAUGCUUGAGAAAAAGACCACUCCAGUCACGGUGGAAGACUACCGGAAAAAGCCCGACCGGAACCGUACCGUUGGCCUACAGGCACUGCCGGAACAGCCGGAACGCGACUGUGCCGGAAUCGAAAUCUGUCGCAAAGGUUGGCACGACCCAAACGUGGACGUGUUUGUGCUCAAACUCGGCAAGAACAAGCGCACCUCGGCCGAAGGUAAUCCACGGAAUGAGGUGGAAAUUGAACUGCGAACACCGCGCGGCCCAGCGCAUGAGAUACGGCCGAAGGUAUCGCGUGGUAUGCAGGUGAUCGAGGAAGAGUUUGAACCGGCCGGAGAAAUGCAACGACCGGCCGGGGCAACACCGCCAGCCGAUGAUGGUGAAAAGCCGGGCAAGAAGGCAAAGGCGGCCGGUAAAAAGGGCAAAAAGAAGUAAUGCAACAGUUGAGACAAAUAGACACUUUCCGGUGUGCUGUGUUCGAUUAUUAUUUAAUCCACCUUCGCGCAUUACCGGCCGUGUCAUAUACUGUUGCCACGCACCGUACGCGAUUGAACGUUUCGUGGCACAAACUGUGGCAGCAGGUGCCACACGGUGAGCGACCCAACGCGGUAAUAAAUCAGAGAAAGUUUGAUCUGCGA